Messenger RNA from Eruca vesicaria subsp. sativa (arugula), 1200 nucleotides. NCBI's taxonomy places the organism in Eukaryota, Viridiplantae, Streptophyta, Magnoliopsida, Brassicales, Brassicaceae. The record is from the annotation of a GenBank genome assembly.
AUGUUGAAACAAGAGAGUUAUAAUAACAUUAGUUAUAGAGAAAACAACAGAGGGGCACGAUCCUGUGACACAUGCCAGUCAACCAUCUGCACCGUGUACUGCCAUGCUGACUCUGCCUACUUAUGCAAUACCUGUGAUGCUCAAGUUCACUCAGCCAACCGAGUCGCUUCCCGCCAUAAACGUGUCCCGGUCUGCGAGUCAUGUGAGCGUGCCCCUGCUGCUUUUAUGUGUGAAGCAGAUGAUGUGUCUCUAUGCACAGCAUGUGACUCAGAAGUUCACUCCGCAAACUCGCUUUCAAAACGCCAUCAGCGAGUUCCCGUUCUGCCGAUUACUGGAAACUCUUGCAGCUCUUUGGCCACCACUCACCACACAACAAUGACUGAUCCAGAGAAGAGAGAGCUGUUAGUUCAAGAGGAUGCCAAAGAGACGGCUUCAUGGUUGUUCCCUAAAAACAGUGACAAUCACAACAACAACAAUCACAACAACAGCAACGACAACAACAACAACAACAACAAUGAGUUGUUGUAUAGUGAUGACUAUCUAAACCUUGAUGAUUACAACUCAAGUAUGGACUACAAAUUCACCGGCCAAUACAAUCAACAUCAACAUAAGCAAGAUUGCACCGUACCACAGACAAACUACGGAGGAGAUAGAGUUGUUCCACUCCAACUUGAAGAAACAAGAGGAAACCUGCGCCACAAGCAAGAGAACAACACAUAUGUCUCCUCAGGGAGUCACUACAAUUACAACGAUUCCAUAAACCCUAACGGAUACAAUCCAUCAGUGGAAACUGACUUUGUGCCAGAGCCAACAGCACCUGACACAACAGUUUCACACUCAAAAAUGCACAAAGGGAAGACAGAGCAACAACCUGAACCUCUAAUUCAGAUACUCAGUCCAAUGGACAGAGAAGCUAGAGUCCUGAGAUAUAGAGAGAAGAAGAAGAGAAGAAAGUUUGAGAAGACAAUAAGGUAUGCUUCAAGGAAAGCAUAUGCAGAGAGAAGACCAAGGAUCAAUGGACGGUUUGCAAAGAUGAGUGAAACCGAAGUAGAGGACCAAGAAUUCAACUCAAUGUUAAUGUACUAUGACACAGGAUAUGGCAUUGUUCCUUCAUUCUAUGGCCAAAAAUAAUGAUUACUAGAUUGCAAAAGAAAACCUGUAAAAUACUGUUUAGUUUUAGAUUCUGUGAGGUCUGGUGAA